CGCUCCGCAACGCUACUUUAUCGAAGAUAUUUCCGUUGUAUCUGCUGAGCAGCAUCACAUCACAAUCAUGGCUUCGAUCAUCCGCCCUUCAGCGCCAGCGCUGCGACAGACCUGCUUCACAUUCUCCGGUCCCACACGACGGGCAGCGUUUUACUCCACAAAGUCACCUCUCGCGGCCCUAACGACCGUCAAGCCAGUGCAGGUCCAGAAGAAGGAUGGCUCGAUGAAGAUUGCCCAGUUCCAUGCUUCUAGCAAGAGAGAAAUUUUACCUCCGGAGCCACAGGUCAUCAAAGGAACCGUCAACGAUGCUGCGCCAAUUCCCCCUACAUCCCCCACCCACGGCAGCUACCACUGGGAUUUCGAACGAAUCAUUGCUAUCUCUCUUAUCCCCUUGACCAUCACCCCAUUCGCUGCUGGAUCUCUCAAUCCAGUCACCGACGCCAUCCUUUGCGGUGCUUUGGUACUUCAUUCUCAUAUCGGUUUCCAGGCUUUGAUUGUCGACUACCUUCCACAGCGCCGUGUGCCCAAGACAAAGGCCUUCUGCACUUGGGCCCUUCGCGCCGCCACAUUGACUGUGGCCGUUGGUUUGUAUGAGUUCGAGACGAAUGAUGUCGGUGUGACCGAAGCUAUCAAGAGAAUCUGGAAGGCAUGAUUUUGAAAACUGUACAUACAUAGGCAUUUCCUUUUCCUGUUUAUAUUACAUCUGUCGUCGUUAAGUUCAGGCAUUUCGUUUGGUUAGGCUCCUCCGGCUUUAGGGCACAUGUCUACGACGCGAUAUGAUUGCCCACAUCCGGGUAUCUUACGCCUGGCUGCUCUCUACCCAAUGUCGACUCGGGCUCCUUAGACGGAGAGCUCGACUCAAGCAAAAGAAGGAUUGAAAAUAUGUAUAC
Coccidioides posadasii C735 delta SOWgp is the source of this 890-nucleotide messenger RNA. RefSeq names its product membrane anchor subunit of succinate dehydrogenase, Sdh4 (gene SDH4). Gene Ontology annotation, molecular function: ubiquinone binding; heme binding; succinate dehydrogenase (quinone) activity. The record is from RefSeq and is a predicted model, not a curated record. Gene Ontology annotation, biological process: mitochondrial electron transport, succinate to ubiquinone; tricarboxylic acid cycle. NCBI's taxonomy places the organism in Eukaryota, Fungi, Ascomycota, Eurotiomycetes, Onygenales, Onygenaceae. Gene Ontology annotation, cellular component: mitochondrial envelope; membrane.